Molecule: messenger RNA, 1595 nt
Organism: Pungitius pungitius (ninespine stickleback)
Lineage: Eukaryota; Metazoa; Chordata; Actinopteri; Perciformes; Gasterosteidae
Gene: uqcrc2b
Product: cytochrome b-c1 complex subunit 2, mitochondrial
Exons: 14
Coding region: 91-1446 (451 amino acids)
Cellular component (GO): mitochondrion
Molecular function (GO): metal ion binding
Source: RefSeq, a predicted model, not a curated record
CGACGUCUGGCCCGAGCGAGGGGGGACGCGCUAGGCAUUGUGGGUAGGACACUUUCACAUCAGCCAUAUUGCUCUGACCGAAGAAGGGAGAUGAAGGGGAUCCGGGGAAUAAGUCAGUUGUCGGCCAGGCUCUACUCGGCCCAGGCUGCCCGCAAGGUGGACGCCGCCGAGCACGUUAAGUUUCAGCCGCAGGAAGUGCAGGUGACCAGACUCCCCAGCGGUCUGGUGAUUGCCUCCCUUGAGAACUAUUCCCCAGCCUCCAAGAUCGGAGUGUUUGUCAAAGCCGGCUGUCGGUACGAGACCCCUGAAAACCAGGGGGUCACCCACCUCCUCCGACUGGCCUCCAACCUGACCACCAAAGGAGCUUCCUCAUUCAAGAUAUGUCGGGGUGUUGAGGCAGUGGGAGGCAACCUGAGUGUGACUGCUUCCAGAGAGAACAUGGUCUACACCGUUGACUGCUUGAGAGAUGACAUUGACACAGUGAUGGAGUAUUUGAUCAACGUGACCACCGCCCCAGAGUUUCGGCCCUGGGAGGUGUCAGACCUGACCCCCCGAGUGAAGAGGGACAGGGCCCAAGCUGCACAGAGUGCUCAAAUAGGUGUGAUCGAAAGUCUGCAUGAGGCGGCCUACAAGAACGCUCUCUCUAACUCCCUCUACUGCCCUCAGCACAUGGUUGACAACAUCCACUCGGGCCAUCUGCACCAGUUUGUCCAGAACAAUUUCACAAGCUCAAGAAUGGCUCUUGUUGGACUUGGUGUGGACCACGCGGUGCUGACCCAGGUCGGCGAGCAGUUCCUCAAUAUCCGCAGUGGGGGGGGAACCACAGGGGCCACGGCUCAGUAUCGAGGGGGUGAGGUCCGACUGCCCGGCGCCGGCGGCCUGCUCCACGCUGCAGUGGUCAGCCAGUCGGCGGCGGCGGGCUCCAGCGAGGCGCUGGCCUUCAGCGUGCUGCAGCACCUGCUGGGAGCCGGUCUGCAUGUCAAGAGGGGCUCGUGCGCCUCCAGCAAACUGGUGCAGGGCGUCGCUAAGGCAACCGCUGACCCCUUCGAUGUCAGUGCUUUCAACUCGAGCUACUCUGACUCUGGUCUGUUUGGAGUCUACACCAUUUCCCAGCCUGCGGCUGCCGGGGAUGUGAUCAAGGCCGCUCUGGCCCAGGUGAAGGCUGUUGCUGACGGCGCAGUCACAGCUGCCGACCUCACUCGGGCCAAGGCCCAGCUCAAGGGGCAGUUCCUGAUGUCUCUGGAGACUUCGGAGGGGCUUCUGGAGGCGAUGGGCUCUCAGGCUCUGUCCGAGGGAACCUACUCCUCCGCCGAGCAGGUCUCCAAAGACAUCGCCAACGUCUCCUUGACCGACGUCGCCAACGCUGCCAAGAAAUUUGUGACCGGCAAGAAGACCAUGGCGUCCAGCGGCAACCUCAUAAACACCCCCUUCGUGGAUGAGAUAUGAAGCCAACAGGCAGAUGUUCUGUCGUGACACCAACAGAUAUUUAUAGGUGCAACAGUAAAUGUAUCUCAAUCUGGAGCUUCGGCCAUGUGUCCACAUUAACUGUGUAGCUAAUGUACAAUAAUGAAUAAAUCUAUCUACCUUACAGCUUU